AUGUACAAUUCAACGAUAACUGAAUACGAGGGCAAUAAAAGCCGAAAGUUAACGCUGAGAACGGAGAAUGGCAAGAAUUCGAUUCUCGAUCAACCGCCAAAAGAGAACAUACCGGCAGUACAACCAUUGAUUUGGCGCAAUAUCAUUGCUAUUCCUGUUCUCCAUAUCAUUACAAUCUAUCUAUUUGUCACGCGAUAUAAUGAGGCGAAAUUUUGGACUUGGAUAUUUACAAUAUCAUAUGCAAUCCUUGGUGGUUUGGGUAUAACGGCAGGUGCUCAUCGUUUCUGGGCACAUAGGAGUUAUAGUGCCACAUUACCACUUAAAAUUAUGCUGACUUGUUUUUACUGCAUGGUCGGACAGACUCAUCUGACUAAAUGGAUUCGCGUCCACCGAACGCAUCAUAGAUACACCGAUACAUCCGCGGAUCCGCAUAAUGCUAGUCGCGGUUUUUUCUUCUCGCAUGUUGGCUGGUUAAUGAUGAAGCAUCAUCCGGCAGUUAAAAAAUAUGGUAAAAAUGUGGAUAUGAGCGAUAUUGCUGCUGACCCUGUGAUACGUUUUUUCGAUAAAUAUUAUCCGCCGAUCAUGUUGUCGCUAUGCUUUGUUCUACCGACUCUGGUACCCGUAUAUAUAUGGAACGAAACCUGGAUAGUAAGCAUAGGUGCUACGAUUUCGCGCUACCUAGUUACGUUGAAUGCGGCUUUUGCUGUCAACAGUUUUGCUCAUAUAUGGGGCACUCGCCCGUACAACAGAAAUCUUAAGGCAACUCAGAAUCCAACAGUAUCCUUCUUUACUUUCGGUGAGGGUUGGCACAAUUACCAUCACUCCUUCCCGUGGGAUUACAAGGCCGCGGAGUUAAGUUUGUAUCGUCUCAAUCUGACGACCGCCUUUAUAGAUUUCAUGGCCUGGUUAGGAUUGGCGUACGAUUUGAAGACACCGAGUUCUGAGAUGAUCGACAAAUUUUGCGCAAAAAGAGGUGACGGUAUGGGCCUCUUAAAACCAAAUGUAAAGUAG
This is a messenger RNA of Camponotus floridanus (Florida carpenter ant), 1011 nucleotides long. Its product is annotated as (11Z)-hexadec-11-enoyl-CoA conjugase. The transcript is spliced from 5 exons. Gene Ontology annotation, molecular function: stearoyl-CoA 9-desaturase activity; iron ion binding. Bases 1 to 1011 code for a protein of 336 amino acids. Lineage: Eukaryota; Metazoa; Arthropoda; Insecta; Hymenoptera; Formicidae. Gene Ontology annotation, cellular component: endoplasmic reticulum membrane. Gene Ontology annotation, biological process: unsaturated fatty acid biosynthetic process. The record is from RefSeq and is a predicted model, not a curated record.